CUCCAUAUCGGUACGUGGACGGCGAGGUGACCAUACACUACAGGUCGCCCGUGAGAAGAGAGGCCCUUGACGCCUGGUCCGAGGAGGAAUUGGCCAGGCGACAGGCCGAGGCCAUGCGCAUCAGGCACAAGGAGGAGAGGCGAAGGAAAUAUCUACUGGAAUUGCAAGACAUGAACAACCGUCGCCACGCCGACAAUUUCACGCCUGACCAGAAAUCUCCGAUUCCUUUGAAUCGUUUUGACGAUUUUGUGGGUGCAGAGCCGACGAUAACGAACGAGCUUAAAAAUCGACCAGAGAGACGAAUCGUUGCCAGGGCUUUGUACAAUUUCCAGGGACAAUCUGCCCGCGAAUUGAGUUUCCGCAAAGGCGACUUGAUCUAUGUAAGGAGACAAUUGGAUAGAAAUUGGUAUGAGGGCGAACACAAUGCUGCAGUAGGGAUGUUCCCAUAUAAUUAUGUCGAGAUCUUACCCCAUGAUGGAAUACGCCAAGUGCAACGCAAACCUGUCGAAGGCCAAGCAAGGGCUAAAUUCAAUUUUAUCGCCCAAACCAAUUUGGAAUUGUCUUUACUGAAGGGCGAAUUGGUCACAUUGACCAGAAGGGUUGACGAAAAUUGGUUUGAAG
This is a messenger RNA of Ctenocephalides felis (cat flea), 621 nucleotides long. Its product is annotated as sorbin and SH3 domain-containing protein 2-like. Gene Ontology annotation, molecular function: protein binding. Lineage: Eukaryota; Metazoa; Arthropoda; Insecta; Siphonaptera; Pulicidae. The record is from RefSeq and is a predicted model, not a curated record. The annotation marks the transcript as partial. The transcript is spliced from 4 exons.